Messenger RNA from Sugiyamaella lignohabitans, 723 nucleotides. It is a transcript of the gene TLG1, whose product is annotated as Tlg1p. The coding region runs from base 1 to 723 and encodes 240 amino acids. NCBI's taxonomy places the organism in Eukaryota, Fungi, Ascomycota, Dipodascomycetes, Dipodascales, Trichomonascaceae. The record is from RefSeq and is a predicted model, not a curated record. Gene Ontology annotation, biological process: Golgi vesicle transport. Gene Ontology annotation, cellular component: membrane. The transcript has a single exon.
AUGGAUCCUUUUAACCAGGUGUACGCCGACGCUCAGGCACAACUCAUAGCUACCGAAAAGUUACUGGCGAAAUACCAGAGUGAACCAACAAACAAUCACUUAAUAGACGUCAAUAACUGUGCUCAAGAGCUGGUGGAGACGAUUCAUGACCUUUCACAAAGCAUAGGCGUGGUGCAGCAGACGCCGAGCCAGUUUGGCGUAACCGAGCAUGAAGUUAAUGACCGUAUAUCGAAGGUGGCACUUUUGAAUAAUAAAUUGGCUGAUAUUCAACAGGUGAUUCCUCGUACCAAGGCAGCUGCACAUCCUGACGUCUCCACCUGGAACUCGGGUAAUGGGGACUCUGGUGCUGCCGCUGCUGCUACUGGUCCUGCUGGUGACGCCGCCCCCGCUGCAUCUCCAUAUCAGGGCAACGGAGGAGGAUUGGAGUCGAAUCUUAUGUACCAGGAUAUGAUUCAAGAACAGGACACAGUAUUAGAUUCGGUAUUCACUACUGUAAACUCGCUACGAGAACAGGCAAAUGUAAUGUCGCGAGAAUUAGAAGAUCAGUCUUAUUUAAUUGAGGAUUUUGAUCGCCAGGUAGAUACUGCUGGCGACAGGCUGAGGAGAGGAUUGAAAAAAGUAGACUGGGUAGUGAAAAAUAAUCGAGAGACCUUAAGCUCAUGCUGCAUCACUCUGUUAAUAGUGGUGCUAAUAAUACUGCUAGUGCUUGUUAUAGUACUAUAA